AUGACGGUCGUACGCUCAAAGCGUCAAGGCGCUGGUCGCCAAACAGAGUUCUCUACAGGUCUACCACCCGGCCACUUUAAAAAAGUGCGUGAAGGCCAUGUGAAGGCAGGGCCUACCCCAAGACAAUACUCGGACAACACGAAAGUUGGUGGGAGGACAGUUUGGAACAAACUUUUAUGGUUCUGCCCCAGAGAGUUUAACACGAGCCCAGGACGAUGGCUGAAGACUAUGGAGGCCGCAGAUGUGAAGGCAUUCUAUGACUGGCUGCAUAGAACUCAUCAGGGUAGAGUAAAGGCUCUCUCUGUCCUCCAUAGCUACUGGCGACGUCUUAAGAUGUUCUAUCGACAUUUUAAUAAACGAGGAAUCGACAGCUUCAUGGCAGAAGACGUGUUGAAUCGGCAACAGUAUAUCAAUUGGCUGGGCAAGAAAAAAUGGAAGUUACGAGUUUUACCGAAACAAAAACCAACGGGAGACAUGGGCGAUGUGUACCGCAUCCUCCACACUCACUGGGUGCGAUGUCCACGGGUAUACGCCGAUGAGAGGCAGCGACUUCAGGUAUCAGUAGGCAUACUCAUGUCCAUGUUCGGCCAACGGCUGGUCUCCCUGUUUGAUACAAACAAGCGCAAGAAGCAGAAGGAAAAUGGUGAAGUAAAGAAUAUGGCGUCUGAACAGGAGCCAUGGGGAGUCGAUUCCGCAGCUGAAUCAGAACACACUCUUGCCCCCCCAAUCAAAAAGAUGAGAGAUGCAAAUAUGAUGGACAGUCACUCCAAGGUAGAGGGGUGGAUCACCAACUGCACCUAUGACAGAUCCGCAGUGUCUAGAAAGCGGAAACGGGAGUUGAAUGAAGAGGAGCAAUGGAAACAUCGAUCAGUAAGAGCGUGUCGCCGCCCUUCUCAAUAUAUCAGCUUCCCCCGCCAAAGUGACCUUGGCACAGAUGAGGAGGAGAGCGAGCCUGGUCGCGAUCCGGAAUGCCACUCCAGCAGCACGACGGGCGACUCCAUCUUCAGCGGAGGACAUGAUGGUACGGAUGUUAACGCUGAAUAUUCUGGUUCGGACGCGGAGUAUCCUGCCGCCGCUGACCAGGAUGGGACAGAGGAAGAUGAGUCGGAUGAUGACAUUUCUCUGUCGGAUAUUCGCAGCGUCACCGAUGAUGGGUACGAUGCUGGCCCCGAGGAACAGAGAGUGGUCCUAUGGCGACAUGUGGACUUCCAUAUCGUUCGUGGCAGCAAGCCUGGCCAACCCAACACGUUACUGGCAAAGCUUUCCAUCCUCCACACCAAGGGAGAGGACGGGAAGCCACGACAACUCCUGUCUAUGGCCCUGUACGACCGUAUCUUCGUGGCAGAGUUCAGAAAUCUCGACGACAUCUACUGGCAUGAGAUCUCCGCCGACAAGGGGGGGAUGGAGCUGAAGGUCAAGCGGGAGAAGCUAGACAUACCGAUCUUCCGACAACCGGAACGCACUGACACCGGCUAUCGAACGUCUGACACGAUGCCCCUCAAAGCGUCGACCUGGGCCCGAAUUCUCAGGGAGAUUGGUAAGCUGAUGGGUCUUCUCAUUUCACUCACGCAGUACUACUUCCGACGCACUGUUAUCAACAUCCUCAAUGGCAAAGUCCCGUCCUCAGUUAGAGAUCAGGUGGCCGAUCACGACUCGAACGCUGUCAGGUACUACAUUAACCAGGUCGUACAGGUUGACGUGUGGGCUCUUGUGACGGGGUUCCCCUCUGAUGAAGCCGCCCAGGCGGUAGCUCACUCCUUGCGUCUCGUUGCCGAUAUCACAGCCCCGACAGAACUCACAGAUGAACAGAAAAAUCGCAUCACAACAGACCCCAAGAUUCAACGAUUGGCGGAGAAGAAUCGGAAAUUGACACAGAAGAUCAGAGAAGCAGGCUAUCUGACCGUUUCUGCAUCCUACGGGACACGCCUGUACUGGGAGAAGAUGAAAGUCGAAUCCAAACUCAACCGCACCAAAUUGCGACUUCGAACAAAGUUGCUUGCAAAUUCCAGAAAGCGACAUUUCCGGAACGCGGACACUGAUGAGUUUAACCGACAGAUCAACGGGGAUCAAGCGGGUGGUGCUUGUGCAGCUCCACCGCCACCACCGGAACUUCAAAUUCCGGAACGGAGAGAGUUCGUGCAGCUUGCCUGCACGAUCGGCGUGGAGCUCACACCGGAAGACCUGUUCACAAGGCGAUGCGAGAGCAUUGCGAUCUGUGUGAGACUGCAGGCCCGUAAGGAGCCUCAGCGCCGAGGGAGGCACAAGAAACAGCCGAUGGGGCAAAGCACAAAGCCUGCGUUCCCUCCCCCGUGCCGUGCCCGCGAUGAGGAUAACGAAGGACCUUCCUCGAAGAAGCUGAACCCGUUGCAGUGUCCCUUCUGUGCGGCCGAUCCAGGUUUACCCCACGACACCCAAUUCAGGAUCUGGAAAAGAUCCAACAAGCUGUGGGAUCAUAUCGAGAAGAAUGUACAUAGGGAGGAGCUGCAAGCAUACUCCUCCGGCAUGAAGCCAUGCGGACUCUGCAAAAGACAAGGAAUAGUUUUCAUUCCUUCCGGUGUCGUACACUUCAAGGCUCAUACACUCAAGUAUCAACAAAACCACACAUCCCUGAAACUCAAAGGCGGGUCUAUCAGGGAAAGCAGCGGCCCUAGGGAAGGCAAUGACGAGCAAGCCGUGAUCGACAUCGAACGGCAGCUCUCCGGCGAGGCGGUGGACGAGGAGGCAAAGGGGACGCUGCGGGAUGAACAGCUGCUCCCGCAGAUGAUCUAUCUUUUCUGA
Molecule: messenger RNA, 2778 nt
Organism: Histoplasma mississippiense
Lineage: Eukaryota; Fungi; Ascomycota; Eurotiomycetes; Onygenales; Ajellomycetaceae
Exons: 6
Coding region: 1-2778 (925 amino acids)
Source: RefSeq, a predicted model, not a curated record